AUGUGGUUGAACCAACAAAUCAUUAACGAAAAAGUGCAUCUUAAAACAAAAAUUCACAAUUAAAUAAGAAAAUAAUCUAAUUCGACAUAGAUAUGAUAUUAAAAUAAUAUUUUCUGAAGAAAAAAAUUACUCAAAAUUUGUAAAAAAAAAUCCAGUUGAGAAAUAGAUAGAAAGUGCAGAUUAAAAUUUGGACUUAUAGACUUUAAAUAUCAUUUCCUCAAAUUUUUGUGCGUGAGCUGACGAAAUAACCAGAAGUAUCCACAUUAGAAUGAAAAAAACUUGUUCACUGUUUUCAAUAAAGCAAAAGAAGAAAAACUUUCUUGCAUUGUGCAUUAGAUCGUGUAUUCUAAUAGCGAUUCCAUUGCUUUAUUUUGUUUCAUCGAACAAUUUUGAUGGAAACCAUAACCACGUCGCUCAAGAAGGUGCUGUUUAUCGAUCUCGGAAUAUUCUCGGGCUAUUGAACACAGAUGAACCACUAACACAAACCGAAUCGACCUCAACCAUAGAACAUCCAUUGGAUAGUACGCAGCAUGAGCAAAAAAAUUGUACAGAAGCAGCUAUUUUGGAAUUGCCUUCCGACGGAUUCACUCGUGAUGAAAGGAAACAUGGGUGGAUAAUUAUUCACAUUUUGCUAGCAUGCUAUUGCUUCUGGUUUUUGGCAUCGAUAUGUGAUGAUUAUUUUGUGCCAUCUAUUCAAUCGAUUUGCAGCGGCUUCAAUUUGAAUGAAGAUGUAGUUGGUGCAACGUUUAUGGCAGCCGCGGCCAGUUCCCCAGAAUUGUUUAUUAAUUGUGUGGGAACGUUCAUCACAAAAAGUGAUCUUGGCGUAGGAACAAUCGUUGGGUCUGCUGUUUUUAAUGUACUUGCAGUCCCUGCCUGUUGCGGAUUGUUUGCCGGUCAAGUUGUAUUUUUGGAUUGGUGGCCAGUCAGUCGAGACAGUUUAAUGUAUGGUAUAUCCGUUGUUGCACUCAUUAUAACACUAGAAGAUGGCAAAGUUAUGUGGUAUGAAGCUCUUGCACUUGUACUUGCCUAUGUCAUUUACAUUGCAGUGAUGUACUGGAAUAAUACAAUGUCGCAUAAGGCUCGAACUUUGGUCGCAAAAUUGCGUCGACAAUCCCGUGUUCGGCCAUAUCGUGAAACCGCCGAAAUCACACCAUUAUUACAAAAUGAGCACAAACAAAAUGGAAAAUCAUCGAUUAUCAAUAUCAGCAAUAACUUAUAUCCAAUCUUAGAAGUGUACGAAGAUUAUGCCGAUACACCGUACAAAGUUCCGCAUGACACAAAUUGUUUUAUAUACAUUUUAAAGUGGCCACUUAUAUUUGUGUUAUGGCUUACGGUGCCUGACUGCAGAAAACAUCCAAAAUUAACAAUGUUAACGUUUUUCUUCUGCAUCGCUUGGAUUGGUCUUGCAUCAUACGCUGUUGCCUGCAUGAUAACAAUUGUUGGUGACACGGCAAAUGUGCCAGAUUCUGUCAUGGGACUCACGUUUUUAGCAGCUGGAACCAGUUUACCGGAAGCCGUUUCAAGUGUAAUCGUUACAAAUCAAGGGCACGGUUCAAUGGGCAUAAGUAGUUCAAUUUCAUCGAACACCUUUGAUAUUCUUCUUUGUUUGGGCAUUCCAUGGUUCAUUAAGGCAUACUUUGAUCCUGACGUGACCGGUGAAAAUUGGAUUACUCUCAACUCAAGUGGCAUUACUUACUCGGCAUUAUCACUUUUGUCAACUCUUAUUGGAUUGUAUGUAGCGUUUGUGAUAAACAAAUUCAAAUUGGAUUGGAAAAUCGGCGUUACAUGUUUAGUUAUGUAUUUGGCAUUCCUUGCGCUUGCCAGCUUAAUUGAACUCAACGUUUUCUUUCCAGUUAACUUACCUACAUGUCCACACUAGUUUAAAUUGGUUUUUCGUCAUAGUUCUUUUAGGAUUAAGCCAUAAUAAUAAAAGCACUUCAAUUUAAUCAUAA
Molecule: messenger RNA, 1952 nt
Organism: Contarinia nasturtii (swede midge)
Lineage: Eukaryota; Metazoa; Arthropoda; Insecta; Diptera; Cecidomyiidae
Product: sodium/potassium/calcium exchanger 3-like
Exons: 7
Coding region: 269-1879 (536 amino acids)
Biological process (GO): calcium ion transmembrane transport; intracellular calcium ion homeostasis
Cellular component (GO): membrane
Molecular function (GO): calcium channel activity; calcium, potassium:sodium antiporter activity
Source: RefSeq, a predicted model, not a curated record